GUCUUUAUGGGUAUUCAUGUAAUUAGCUAAGAGAUCGUUUAUAUAGUUAGUCAGUUACAGAUGUUCCCACCAAAAUCAUCACUCAACCCAGUCGAGAGAAAACGAAAAACAGAGAGACUAUCGUUGACGAUGAUGAUGAUGAUCACGACGCAAUACGCUUUCGGGAUUCUCUUGAUCUUUUCCAUGGCUUCAUCCUCCACGAUUCCAUCUCUAGGAGGUCCAGGAAUCGGAACCAACUACGGACGAUACAGCUCAAAUCUCGGAGAGAUCGGAAUCAACUACGGCCGUUACGGCUCAAACCUUCCACCACCAGAAGCACUACCAUCACUCGUAACCUCUCUCUCCAUCAAACACGUCAAAACCUUCGACAUGGAUCCAAGAAUCACCACCUCCUUCGCCAACACUGGCAUCUCCCUCUCCCUCUGCAUCCCCAACGACAAGAUCCCGAUCCUCUCCACCAACCUCUCCGAAGCUGACUCCAUCAUCAGAACCUUCAUCUUACCUUACCACAAAACCACCAUCAUCACCUCAAUCUCCGUCGGCAACGAAGUCUCGCUCCUCCCUCAGUUCACCCCACACUUAGUCUCCGCUGUAGUCAACGUUCACCGAGCAAUCAAACGGUACCGAUUGCACAAGAAGAUCAAAGUGACAACCACACACUCCUUAGCGAUCCUCUCGCGGCGUUUCCCUCCGUCGACGGCUAGGUUCCAUAACUCGAUCGGCGAAUCGGUGUUGAAGCCGCUCGUUAGGUUUCUGCAGAGGACGAAGUCUCCUCUCAUGGUGAAUGUCUACCCUUACUUGGCGUACAAGCAGUCGUUCCCUUCGAUUCCGUUAGAUUUCGCUUUGUUUCAGCCGGUGAACGGAUCUAAGCGGCGGAUGUAUAGAGAUCCGUACAGUGGAGUUGCGUACACUAACCUGUUCGAUAUAAUGAUGGAUUCGGUGGACUCUGCUGUGAAGGCUCUGGGGUUACCGAAGAUUCCGGUGGUUGUGUCGGAGAUCGGUUGGCCGUCGAGUGGUGAUCCCGGCGAAGUGGCGGCGAGUUUGGAGAACGCUAGGGUUUUUAAUCAGCGGUUGGUUGAGCAUUUGAGGAGAGGGGAGAAGAAGGUUACUGUGUAUAUCUUUGCUCUGUUUGAUGAAGAUCAGAAGACUGGUGCCACCGUGGAGAAGCAUUGGGGGUUGCUGUAUGGUAACGGAUCGAGGAAGUAUGAUCUGAAUAUCUCGCCGCCGGUUUGAAGUUUGAGCGUCGCGAAGGAGAAAGAAGAUUGUUUUGUAUAUGGGCCUUUAUUUUUUAUGGGCCGUUGAUCGACAUAUUAGCUAACCGGGUCUUUUGUAAACCAUAAAUAGAUAUAAAAUUUUGGAAAUAA
This is a messenger RNA of Brassica oleracea var. oleracea, 1364 nucleotides long. RefSeq names its product glucan endo-1,3-beta-glucosidase 12. The transcript is spliced from 3 exons. NCBI's taxonomy places the organism in Eukaryota, Viridiplantae, Streptophyta, Magnoliopsida, Brassicales, Brassicaceae. The coding region runs from base 61 to 1233 and encodes 390 amino acids. Gene Ontology annotation, cellular component: plasma membrane. Gene Ontology annotation, molecular function: hydrolase activity, hydrolyzing O-glycosyl compounds. Gene Ontology annotation, biological process: carbohydrate metabolic process. The record is from RefSeq and is a predicted model, not a curated record.